AUGGCCAGCACCUGCCGCGACUUUUGGCUCUCGUACGAGCGCACCGACUUUGUACCGACGCUGCGCCGCAUCGACGCCGAGUUCCUCACGCCGUGGUACCGCGGCUACGGCCUCGCGCGCGUCCUGCGCUACAUUGACGCUUACGGCUACCGCGGCUUUUUCACGCUUCUGGUUGACGCUGUGCACGCGGGCCGACUCCCCGUGCUCAUGUUUCUCCACCACACGUACGGCAGCGGCUGCGACGUGCCGCACCUCGUCGACCUCGCGGCCUGCAGCGGCCACCUCGACGUGCUGUCUUUUCUGCACCAGAACGGGUACUCUGGCUGCAGUACGAGCGCCAUGGACGGAGCAGCCGCGCUCGGGCACGUGCACAUCGUUAAGUUCCUUCACGAGUACCGGCAAGAAGGCUGCAGCGUCCAAGCGCUCGAUUUCGCGGCGCAGAACGGCCACCUCGACGUCGUCACGUUUCUCAAGACGCACCGCAACGAAGGCGGGACACCUGGUGCGAUCGACUUCGCGGCGCAGAACGGCCACUUUGACGUCGCCGAUUAUUUAUCGCAGUUUGAAGCCCAGAAACCCUCCAAGCUCUGGAUGCGCUUCUACUGGGUACGGCCGGGCGAGAGUCUCUGGCGGCACCAGCUACUGCUUCUCGCGCUUCUUGUCACGUGCGUCUCGGCGCUCGGUGUCAUCAUGGCCUUUAGCCCGCUGCAAAUCAACGCCAUCUCUACGUCGGAGUCCGCUGCUUACAUCGAUAAUUCUAGCAUUAUCUUAUGA
Saprolegnia parasitica CBS 223.65 is the source of this 774-nucleotide messenger RNA. RefSeq lists its product as hypothetical. The coding region runs from base 1 to 774 and encodes 257 amino acids. NCBI's taxonomy places the organism in Eukaryota, Oomycota, Saprolegniomycetes, Saprolegniales, Saprolegniaceae. The transcript has 2 exons. The record is from RefSeq and is a predicted model, not a curated record. Gene Ontology annotation, molecular function: protein binding.